AUGGCCGACCUGAUCAGCAGUGGGGAGCUAGGCCGGAGGCCAGGGCAGGGAAAACUAGACCUUUUAAUAGUUGGAGAUGCCACAAGAUACUUCCUGUCUGGCUCUGUACAGAAAUUCUUUUCCAACACAGCACAGAUCACCCUGACCAUUAGCAACGUGAAGAAAGUAGUUGCGCUUUUGGCUACUAAGUCGUUUGACAUAAUUUUCUUGAAGGUGACUUCCACCCUAUCUAUGGAAGAACAGGAAGUUGUCAAGUUAAUACGAUCUGAGAAGAAGAAAAACCAACAUUUGCUGUUUGUUUUUAUAAUUCCUGAAAAACUUAGAGGCUAUUUUUCAGAAUAUGGAGCUGAUAUUAGCUUCAGUGAGCCACUGACCUUGGAAAAAGUGAACAUCGUGGUAAAGUACUGGGAAGAAUAUUGCACAAAUACGGUGGAUGUGGAGAGCACUGAGACAUCUGCAGAGUACAGACUACACCUCCGGAAUUCCUGCAGUGAACUCGGGGGACAUUUUCCUACAGAUACUUUUGUUUGCUCUGAGCUUCUGAAAAGGGAACCUGGAGUUGGACUGAAGGCCCAGUUGCCCAGUCCUGAAGGAAACAGAAGGGCCUCGGCUCUUCACUCAAGCAAGGAAAAGCUGAGGAGAGAACGCAUCAAGUUUUGCUGUGAGCAGCUGCGCACCCUCCUGCCCUAUGUCAAGGGGAGGAAGAGCGAUGUGGCUUCAGUUAUUGAGGCGACGGUUGAUUACGUGAAGCAUAUCCGGGAGACCAUCUCUCCAGCCAUUAUGGCCCAGAUUACAGAAUCCUUUCAGAGCAAUAAAAGGUUUUCUAAGAGACAGAUGCCCAUCGAGCUGUUCCUUCCAUGCGCAGCCACAGCACAGAGGGAAAAUGGCAUGCUGACAAGCACUUACUCACCCGUGCAAGAGAUCCAGCUCCUGGCUGAUCAGUGCUUGAACGUGUACACCAUGCCUUCUGUAGGACCUUCGGAGGAAGCUGUAAGAGGUCAGUCAGGCUCUGGUUCAGAGAGCCCUGUUGAAGAUCUUCACAAUGCUCAAGUGCCCAGUGCAGCCCUCUCUCUUAAUUCCUACCAUGCAGUCAGAUACUGUUCUGGACCUGUCUCCCCCCAUGAUGCAGCUGCCAGAGCAAACCAGGACAUUUCCACUUACUUACCAUCUACUGUACCCAGUGUGUCCAACUUUCUUCCUCAGCACUGCAAUUCCAUGCUUUGCCAAGUACAGCCAACCAGUCCCAAUUGUCUGUACACUCCAGGCCAUGAGCUUCCAGCUAGCUCUCGUGCUGCCUCCUCCAGCACCUUACGUGAGCUCCAAGAGCCAGUCUCGGAUCACCAGGCUUCCCAGCAACCUCUUGUAUCCACUGAGCCAUCUCUGCCGCCUCAAGAGAACAGUUACUUUUAUGAAAAAUAA
Messenger RNA from Psammomys obesus (fat sand rat), 1419 nucleotides. It is a transcript of the gene Sohlh2, whose product is annotated as spermatogenesis and oogenesis specific basic helix-loop-helix 2. Lineage: Eukaryota; Metazoa; Chordata; Mammalia; Rodentia; Muridae. Gene Ontology annotation, biological process: spermatogenesis; regulation of DNA-templated transcription. The transcript has 11 exons. Gene Ontology annotation, cellular component: nucleus. The record is from RefSeq and is a predicted model, not a curated record. Gene Ontology annotation, molecular function: DNA-binding transcription factor activity, RNA polymerase II-specific; protein dimerization activity; RNA polymerase II cis-regulatory region sequence-specific DNA binding. Bases 1 to 1419 code for a protein of 472 amino acids.